CCACGGUAGCGCACUGCUGGCAUUGGCAGCGGCAGGGAGUCCACGGACCGGGGGAGGGUAGGCAUUGAAUGACAGUACGCGGUGUGGUGUGCAGUGGGCGCGGAGGGCUUACCCGGUCUGCCCUAUAUGGUUGUGGAAUUAGCUCCAUGCUAAUAUCGGCAGGAGAAGCAAAGCAUCGCGUUUCUAUCUAGCCUACUGCCUCUCUAGUCAGUGGUGUCUUUCAGAGUCUAAACAGGCUCCUUCACAGCCAUGGCUGAGGGCGGAGAAGGGGAAGAUGAUAUACAGUUCUUACGAACUGAUGACGAGGUGGUGCUGCAGAGUGUCGCCACCAUCCAGAAGGAGAAUCGCAAGUUUUGUCUGUCCGUGGAGGGACUCGGAAAUCGACUAUGCUUCCUCGAACCUACAUCUGAGGCUAAGUAUGUUCCUCCUGACCUUUGUAUCUGCUGUUUCAUCCUGGAGCAGUCCCUGUCUGUCCGGGCCCUGCAGGAGAUGUUAGCUCAUACAGUGCCUAACAAUGAGGGGAAAGCGGACCAUGAACAGUGGAGGUUGUUGAGGAGGGCGGCCCAGGGGGGUGGACACCGGACCCUGCUCUAUGGUCACGCCAUCCUCCUACGCCACUCCUUCAGCGGAAUGUACCUGACCUGCUUGAAGACAUCGAGGUCGUUGACAGACAAACUGUCAUUUGACGUGGGAUUACAAGAAGAUUCAAUAGGAGAGGCAUGUUGGUGGACCAUCCACCCUGCGUCCAAGCAGAGGUCAGAGGGAGAGAAGGUCCGUAUCGGAGACGACCUCAUCCUGGUCAGCGUGUCCACAGAGAGGUACCUGCACCUGUCCAUCUCUAGCGGUAGUUUCCAGGUGGAUGCCUCCUUUAUGCAGACUCUGUGGAACGUCCAGCCUACCUGCUCAGGAAGCAACGUGGCUGUAGGAUUCCUGUGUGGUGGUCACGUGAUGCAUCUUUGUCACGGGCAUGAUGAGAGUCUGACCAUACCUGGGUCAGAGGCCAGCGAGAUGGAGCAGAGGAUUGUGAACUAUGAGAUGGGUAAAGGAGCAUCCAGGGCCCGCUCUCUCUGGAGGCUGGAGCCCCUCAGGAUUGGUUGGAGCGGUAGCCACAUUCGCUAUGGACAGGCGUUCCGUCUGCGUCACCUGUCUACCGGUCACUACCUGGCGCUGACCGAAGAACAUGGUCUGGUCUUACAGGAGAGAGAGAAGUCCGAUACCAAGUCCACCUCUUUCUGCUUCAGGGCUACCAAGGAAAAGAUAGAGUCGGGUACAAAGAAUCGAGACAUAGAAGGUAUGGGAGUAGCAGAGAUCAAGUAUGGGGACUCAGCCUGCUUCGUGAUGCACGUGGCUACAGGUCUGUGGCUGUCCUAUCAGGCACCUGACGCCAAGGCCUCCCGUAUAGGACCCCUGAAGAGAAGGGCCUGUCUGCAUGCUGAGGGUCACAUGGACGACGGACUGACCCUCCAGCGUUGUCAACACGAGGAGGCACGGGCUGUACGCAUCAUCAGGAACACCACUGUCCUCUUCAGCCACUUCAUCAAGGGUCUGGACAGUAUAGGAAGGGAUAAGAACGUGGAGGUGUCUCUGCCUAACUUUGACGAGGUGUUGCAGACGCUGGAUGACCUGAUUGAGUAUUUCAAACAGCCCGACUCAGAGCUGGAACAUGAGGAGAAACAAACUCUGCUGAGAUCUCUCAUCAAACGACAGGACCUUUUCAAAGAGGAGGGCAUGCUGGCCCUGCUGGUGAUGUGCAUCGACCGUCUCAACCUGUACAACAGCGCUGCUCACUUUGGAGAGCAUGCUGGGGAAGAGGCUGGGGCGGCAUGGAAGAGCAUCCUCAACCUCCUCUACCAACUACUGGCCUCUCUGAUCAAAGGGAACCGGAACAACUGUACCCAGUUCUCCAGGAACCUGGACUGGCUGGUCAGCAAGCUGGAGAGACUGGAGUCCUCAUCAGGUAUCCUGGAGGUGCUCCAUUGUAUUCUGAUAGAGUCUCCGGAGGCUCUGAACAUCAUCCAGAAAGGACACAUCAAGUCCAUCAUCUCCCUGCUCUACAAACACGGACGCAACCACAAGAUCCUGGACGUCCUGUGCUCUCUGUGUGUGUGUAACGGGGUGGCAGUGAGAGCCAAUCAGAACCUCAUCUGUGAUCACCUGCUUCCGAAGAGAGACCUGCUCCUCCAGACACGAUUGGUCAAUGACGUUCAGAGUAUGAGGCCCAACAUCUUCCUAGGGGUGGCGGAGGGUUCAGCCCAGUAUAAGAAGUGGUACUUUGAGCUGAUGAUCGACCAGGUGGACCACUAUGUGACCAGUGAGCCAUCCCACCUGCGUGUGGGCUGGGCCUCCACUAAGGGUUAUGCCCCCUACCCGGGGGGUGGAGAGGGAUGGGGGGGCAACGGAGUGGGUGACGACCUUUACUCAUACAGCUUUGACGGACUCCACCUGUGGUCAGGCCGUAUCUCCCGGGCGGUAGCCUCGAUCAACCAGCACUUGUUGAGCAGUGAUGACGUGGUGAGCUGUUGUCUGGACCUGGGCGCUCCUUCCAUGUCCUUCAGGAUCAACGGCCAGCCAGUACAGGGCAUGUUUGAAGACUUCAACACCGACGGAUUCUUCUUCCCUGUGGUCAGCUUCUCUGCGGGGGUCAAGGUGCGUUUCCUGCUGGGUGGUCGUCAUGGAGACUUUAAGUUCCUGCCCCCGGCAGGUUACUCCCCGUGUUACGAGGCCCUGCUCCCCAAGGAGAAGAUGAGGGUGGAGGCUGUGAAGGAGUACAAGAGAGACCAUGGAGGGGUCAGGGACCUACUGGGGACAACACAGUUCCUCUCCCAGGCCUCAUUCAUCCCCACACCUGUAGACACCAGCCAGAUUGUUCAACCUCCUCACUUGGACAACGUGCGUGACAGACUAGCAGAGAACAUCCAUGAACUUUGGGGCAUGAACAAGAUUGAAUUGGGCUGGUCCUAUGGCAAGAUUCGAGAUGACAACAAGAGGCAGCACCCCUGUCUGGUGGAUUUCACCAAGCUGCCUGAAACUGAGAAGAACUAUAACCUGCAGAUGUCUAGCGAAACACUAAAGACACUGUUGGCAUUGGGAUGUCAUGUGACACAGACCAACGUUAACGCUGAGGACGAUCUGAAGAAAGUCAAACUGCCCAAAGACUAUGUUAUGUCUAACGGGUACAAGCCAACGCCGCUGGAUCUUUCUGAGGAGAAACUGACGGCUGGUCAUGAGGUUCUGGUAGAUAAACUGGCGGAGAACGCUCACAACGUUUGGGCCAAGGACAGGAUCAAACAAGGAUGGACCUACGGCAUUCAGCAGGACGUGAAGAGCAGGCGAAACCCUCGUCUGGUGCCGUACGCUUUACUCGACGAGAGAACCAAGAAGUCUAACAGAGACAGUCUGAGAGAGGCCAUCAGGACCCUGGUGGGAUAUGGCUACAACAUCGACCCCCCAGACCAGGAACCCUGUCAUAUUGUGGAGAGGCAGAGCAUUGAGACGGUCCGGUUCUUCCGCGUAGAGCAGACAUAUGCAGUGAAGACAGGGAAGUGGUACUUUGAGUUUGAGGCCCUGACCGGAGGGGACAUGAGGGUUGGUUGGGCUAGACCAGGCUGUAGAUCAGACUUUGACCUGGGCAUGGACGACCAGGCCUACAUCUUCGAUGGAUACAAGGGCCGUCGAAUGCACAUGGGUGCACGUUUCUUCGGCCAGUCAUGGAACAAGGGAGACGUGGUGGGCUGCAUGAUCAACAUGGAGGACAAGUCUAUGGUCUUCACCCUCAAUGGAGAGCUACUCAUCACUAACAAGGGAUCUGAGCUCUGCUUCGUUGACUUCCAGACAGAUGAUGGCUUCAUCCCAGUGUGUUGUCUGGCCCAGUCUGAGAUUGGCCGUAUGAACCUGGGGAAGGACGCCAGCAGCUUUAAGUAUUACACCACGUGUGGCCUGCAGGAGGGCUUUGAACCCUUCGCUGUCAACAUGAACAGAGAGGUCACCAUGUGGUUCAGCAAACGCAUGCCUACCUUCGUCAACAUCCCCAAGGACCACAACCACAUCGAGGUGACGAGGAUAGAUGGGACAGUGGACAACCCUCCGUGCCUGAAGGUGACCCACAAGACGUUUGGGACCCAGCAGAGCAACAGUGACAUGCUGUACUGCAGACUGAGCAUGCCUGUAGAGCUCCACGCCCCUCACAUCAAUGCUGACGAGUCUCAGAAACUCAGUCAGCCUCCAAAGGUCGAUGAUUAUGGCAGCAUUACAACGUAUUAUCACUCAGUGAGGGUGUUUGCUGGCCAGGACCCAGCAUCGGUGUGGGUUGGCUGGGUAACCCCUGACUACCAUUAUCAUAGCAAACAAUUCAGCCUUAACAAGACACGCACGGUUACCGUAACCCUGGGAGACGAAAGAGGACGCGUCCACGAGAGUGUUCGGAGGAGUAACUGCUACAUGGUGUGUGCUGGAGAUGUUGUCGGCUCCUCCCACUCCUCAUCCCGGUCUAACAUCGACCUGGAGAUUGGCUGUCUCGUUGACCUGGCAACAGGCUUUCUCUCCUUCACAGCCAAUGGCAAGGACCUGGCGACCACCUAUGAGGUGGAGCCCAACACUAAGCUGUUCCCUGCUGUGUUUGUGCGUCCCACCAGCACCAACCUCUUCCAGUUUGAGUUUGUCAAGAUCAAGGAUGCCAUGCCCCUGUCGUCAGCCAUCUUUAAGAGUGAACAGCGUAACCCUGUGCCCCAGUGUCCUCCACGUCUGGACGUUCAGACCAUCGUAGCGGUGCUGUGGAGCCGUAUGCCCAACACCUUCCUCACCGUGGAGACCGCCAGGGUCUCAGAGAGACACGGCUGGGUGGUGCAGUGUCUGGAGCCACUGCAGAUGAUGGCCGUUCAUAUACCUGAGGAAAACAGGUGUCUGGACAUCCUGGAGCUAUCGGAGAAUGAGGGUCUGAGGAAGUUCCACUACCACACCCUGAUGCUCUACUGUGCCCUCUGCGCAUUGGGCAACACCCGUGUGGCACACGCCCUCUGCUCCCACCUCGACCAAUCACAGCUGCUCUACACCAUUGACAACCAAUACCUGUCCGGCAUGCUGAGAGAGGGAUUCUAUAAUGUUCUUAUGAGCAUCCACCUGGAGACAGCGAAGGAGGCUCGUCUGAUGAUGAACAACGAGUUUAUUAUCCCUGUGACUGACGAGACGCGCUCCAUCAAGCUGUUCCCUGACGAGUCCAAGAGACACUCUCUACCCGGUGUAGGCCUCAGCACCUCACUGAAACCACGCCUCAACUUCUCCCCUCUCUCCUUCAUCACCACCAAGAAACAGCAGCACCUCCACAGUCCCCAGAUCCCCCUGGGCAUCCUGAAGGAGAAGGCCAUCAGUAUGCUGACUGAGGCGGUGCAGGGAGGAGGCAGUCACAUCAGAGACCCAGUAGGGGGCAGUGUGGAGUACCAGUUUGUCCCCAUCCUCAAGCUGAUCGGGACCUUGCUGAUCAUGGGGGUACUCUCCAGCGAGGAGGUGAGGCUGAUCCUGCUCCUCAUUGACCCUAAUGUGUUCGGGGAGCCGGAGGAGGAGGAGGUGGCAGCAUCAGCAGGAGGAGGAGAGAAGGAGGAGGUGAGCAGCAACGAGGAGAAGGCUGUGGAGGCUGGUGAGGAGGAGACCAAGGAGGUCAAACCGACCGUGAAGGGACUGCUGGAGAAGACACUGCCUGAGUCUGUCAAACGACAGAUGUGUGAGCUGCUGCACUACUUCUGUGACUGUGAGUUGAAGCAGCGUAUCGAGGCCAUCGUGUCCUUCUCAGACAGCUUCGUGUCCAAGCUGCAGUACAACCAGAAGUUCAGGUACAACGAGUUGAUGUUGGCCCUCAACAUGUCUGCUGCCGUCACCGCCAAGAAGACCAAGGAGUUCAGAUCCCCUCCUCAGGAGCAGAUCAACAUCCUGUUAAACUUUGCUGCUGGGGAGGACUGUCCCUGUCCUGAAGAGAUUCAGGAGGACCUCUACAAAUUUCAUGAUGAGCUGAGACUGCACUGCGGCAUCCCAGUGGAGGAGGAGGAGGAGCAGGAAGACACGUCUAUGAAGGGUCGUCUGCUGGCCAUGCUCUAUAAGAUCAAGGGACCGCCCAAGAAACUAGAGGAGGAACCUACGGAGGAGGAACAGGCCGCUCCUACCAACCUGAAGGAGUUGAUCAGCCAGACCAUGGCUAGCUGGGCUCAGGAGUGCAGCAUCCAGGAUCCAGAGCUGGUUCGUGUGAUGUUCAGCCUGCUGAGACGUCAGUACGACGGCAUCGGAGCGCUGCUCAGGGCCAUGAAGAAGAGUUACACCAUCUCUGCUGUGUCAGUACAGGACUGUGUCAACCUCCUGGCCUCUCUGGGCCAGAUCAGAUCACUACUGUCUGUACGCAUGGGGAAAGAAGAGGAGAAACUAAUGAUCGACGGACUGGGUGACAUAAUGAACAACAAGGUGUUCUACCAGCACCCCAACCUAAUGAGAGUCCUGGGGAUGCAUGAGACUGUCAUGGAGGUGAUGGUCAACGUGCUGGGAGGAGACAAGUCACAGGAGAUAGCCUUCCCCAAGAUGGUUGCCAGCUGCUGUCGAUUCCUGUGUUACUUCUGUCGUAUCAGCCGACAGAACCAGAAGGCCAUGUUCGACCAUCUGAGUUAUCUACUGGAGAACAGCUCCGUCGGACUGGCCUCCCCAGCAAUGAGGGGUUCUACUCCCCUGGACGUAGCAGCAUCUUCAGUGAUGGACAACAACAGCCUGGCCCUCGCUCUGGAGGAGCCUGACCUUGAGAAGGUGGUAACCUACCUGGCAGGCUGUGGGCUGCAGAGCUGUGUCAUGCUCCUGGCUAAAGGAUAUCCUGACAUUGGCUGGAACCCCAUAGAGGGAGAGAGAUAUCUGUCUUUCCUCCGCUUCGCUGUCUUCAGCAACGGUGAGAGUGUAGAGGAGAACUCUAACACGGUGGUGAAGCUGCUGAUCAGGCGUCCCGAGUGUUUUGGUCCCGCUCUGAGAGGAGAGGGGGGCAACGGUCUGCUGGCGGCCAUGCUGGAAGCCAUUAAGAUAUCUGAGGACCCUGCUCUGGACCUGCCCUGUACAGCCAAUGGAGAACCUUCUGGAUCUGGUGAGGAUGAGGAGGAAGAGGUUGCCCACACAGGAAACGCCAUCAUGUCCUUUUACUCUGCCCUUAUUGACCUGCUGGGACGCUGCGCCCCUGAGAUGCACUUGAUCAACAAGGGUAAAGGUGAGGCAUUGCGUAUCCGGGCCAUCCUGCGCUCCCUGGUUCCUACCACAGACCUGGUGGGCAUCAUCAGUAUACCACUCAAGAUGCCCAUUGUCAAUAAAGACGGUAGUGUGACAGAGCCAGACAUGUCGGCCAGUUUCUGUCCGGACCACAAGGCCCCCAUGGUGUUGUUUCUGGACCGUGUGUACGGCGUGGAGGACCAGAGUUUUCUGCUACACCUGUUGGAGGUGGGCUUCCUGCCUGACCUCCGCGCCUCCGCCUCCCUGGACACGGAUGUGUUAAGCACCACAGAGACCGCUCUGGCCAUGAACAGGUACAUCGGUUCGGCCCUGCUUCCCCUGCUGACCAGGUGUGCUGGCCAGUUCUCGGGCACGGAGCACUACGCGGCGCUCAUCGACUCUACCCUCCACACUAUCUAUCGGCUGUCCAAGGGACGCUCCCUCACCAAGGCCCAGAGAGACUCUAUCGAGGAGUGUCUGCUUGCCAUCUGCAAACAUCUGCGCCCUUCCAUGAUGCAACAGCUGCUGAGGCGUCUGGUGUUCGAUGUUCCCCUGCUGACAGAGUACUGCAAGAUGCCACUCAGGCUGCUGACUGAACACUAUGAGCAGAGCUGGAAGUACUACUGUCUUCCCUCGGGGCUGGGGAGCUCUGGCAUGGCCUCAGAGGAAGAACUGCUGCUCACCAAGAAACUCUUCUGGGGAAUAUUCGACUCCCUCUCAACAAAGAGGUUUGACUCUGACCUGUUCAAGACUGCCAUGGCCUGUCUGAGUGCCAUUUCUGGGGCAUUACCGCCUGACUAUGUGGAUGCCAGCCCCGGUGUCAUCCUGGAGAAGCAGGCGUCUGUGGACACACACGGCAACUUCGACCCCAAACCCAUCAACACUGCCAAUAUGUCCCUUCCAGAGAAACUGGACGACAUCGCCAACAAGUUUGCAGAGCAUUCGCACGUCAAAUGGUCCUCAGAGAAGGUGACAGCGGGAUGGAAAAUGGGAGAGUGCGUAGAUGAUGAUGCCAAAACUCACCCUCUGCUGAAACCUUACAAGUCACUGAGUGAGAAGGAGAGGGAGACGUACCGCUGGCCAGUGAAGGAGUCUCUAAGGAGUAUGUUAGCUUUGGGCUGGAACAUGGAGAGGACCAAGGAGGGAGAGGCCAUGUUAAUCAGGAAACAAAGCAAGAUCUCAGAGUCCACUCAGGACAACGAUAACGAAUUCAUCCCUGAACCACCACUGGAUCUGAACAAUAUUACUCUAUCCAGAGAGUUGCAGGGGAUGGUGGAGGUAGUAGCAGAGAACUACCACAACAUCUGGGCCAAGAAGAAGAAGGCUGAGCUGAGUAGUAAAGGAGGAGGGAGCCACCCAUUGCUGGUGCCCUAUGACACUCUGACAGCCAAGGAGAAAUACAGAGACAGAGAGAAGGUCCAAGAUCUCUUUAAAUUUCUUCAGAUCAAUGGAUACACUAUCACCAGAGGCCUGAAGGACGUGGAGCAAGACUCAUCAUCCAUGGAGAAGAGGUUUUCUUACACGUUCCUCAAGAGGUUGCUGAAGACUGUGGACUCGGCUCAGGAGUUCGUCGCCCACCUAGAGGCCAUGGCCACCAGCGGAAAGACAGACAAAUCGCCUCACGAUCAGGAAAUCAAGUUCUUUGCCAAGGUGCUGCUACCUCUCAUAGACAUGUACUUUAAGAACCACAGCAUGUACUUCCUGUCCUCGCCCAGUAAGAACCUGAGCAGCAGUGGCUACGCCUCUAACAAAGAGAAGGAGAUGAUCACCAGCCUGUUCUGUAAGAUGGCAGCUCUUGUCAGACACAGGAUCUCCCUCUUUGGGAGCGACUCGGCUGUUAUGGUGAGCUGUCUACACAUCCUGGCUCAUUCCCUGGACACAAGGACGGUGAUGAAGUCAGGCUCAGAGAUGGUGAAGGCUGGGGUCAGGACGUUAUUUGAGAACGCAGCGGAGGACCUAGAGAAGACCCUGGAGAUGUUGAAGCUGGGGAAGUUCAGCCAGUCCCGGAGCCAGAUGAAGGGCUUGUCCCAGAACAUCACCUACGCCACCACUGCUCUGCUGCCCAUCCUCACAGCCCUGUUCGAACAUGUCACCAUGCACAACUUUGGAGUCGGCCUGUUGGUGGAUGAUGUCCAGCUGUCAUGCUAUCGCAUUGUGACGUGUCUCUACUCAUUGGGCACGGGGAAACACAUCUUCAUGGAGAGGCACCUACCAGCCCUAGGGGAGUGUCUGGCCACCCUGGUAGGAGCCAUGCCUGUAGCUUUCCUGGAGCCUGAUCUCAACGCUCACAACCCCCUGUCUGUAUUCAACACCAAGACACCGCGAGAGAGGGCCAUCUUGAGUAUGCCUGACUCUGUGGAGGAGAUGUGUUCAGAGGUGCCUCGUCUGGAUCGCCUGCUGAAGGACAUCAACGACAUCUCAGAGUCUGGAGCACGAUACACAGAGAUGCCACAGGUGAUUGAGGUGAUCCUGCCCAUGUUGUGUAACUACCUGUCCUACUGGUGGGAGCGAGGAACAGAGAACUCUGCUCCACACACAGCCUGCUGCACCACCGUGUGCUCCAACCACCUCAGCAUCAUCCUGGGAAACAUCCUCAAGAUCCUCAACAACAACCUGGGCAUCGACGACGCUCCCUGGAUGAAGAGGAUCGCAGUCUACUCUCAGCCAAUCAUCUGUAAGGCUGCAGCAGACCUCCUGAAGAGUCACUUCCUGCCCACUCUAGAGAAACUCAGGAAGAAGACAGUCAAGGUGGUGGCAGAGGAGGAGCUGCUGAAGGCUGACAUUAAAGGAGACACUCAGGAAGCUGAGCUUCUCAUUCUGGAUGAGUUUGCUGUCCUCUGUAGAGACCUGUACGCCUUCUACCCAAUGCUCAUCCGCUACAUGGACAACAACAGGUCCAGAUGGUUGAAGAGGCCUGAUGCUCAGUCCAACGAGCUCUUCACCAUGGUGGCAGAGAUCUUCAUCCUCUGGUGCAAAUCACACAACUUCAAAAGGGAAGAGCAGAACUUUGUGGUUCAGAAUGAAAUCAACAACCUGUCUUUCUUGACUGGGGAACGUAAGACCAAGAUGUCCAAGUCAGGUGGUGACCAGGAUAGGAAGCACAAGAAGCGGCGUGGAGAGUUGUACUCUGUCCAGACCUCUCUGAUCGUAGCCGCACUGAAGAAGAUGCUGCCCAUCGGACUCAACAUGUGCACCCCAGGAGACCAGGAGCUCAUCUCAUUGGCCAAGAUAAGAUACAGUCUGAAAGACACAGACGAUGAGGUGAAGGACCACUUGCGUGAGAACCUACAUCUUCAGGACAAGUCUGAUGACCUGGCAGUGCAGUGGCAGAUGAACCUGUAUAAGGAUGUGGUGGUGGUGGGGAGUGAGGAACAUGCAGACCCAGAACAAACUGUGGCCAGAAUACAAAGCAUCUCCGCUGCAGUCUUCCACCUGGAGCAGGUGGAGCAGCCUCUGAGGAUGAAGAAGUGUGUGUUUCAGAAGCUGCUGUCCAAACAGCGUAAACGUGCCGUGGUGGCCUGCUUCCGUAUGGCUCCUCUGUACAACCUCCCCAGAUACAAAAUUAACAAUUACUUCCUGAACGGCUAUCGGUACGUUUGGCUGGAAAAGGCGUUCGCUGAAUCAAAUUUUGACCGCCUGUUCUCCGUAUUAACGAAAACCCCAAUGAAGAUCGUGGAGGAGGAGGAAGAGGAGGAGGUUGAGAUCCAGCCAGACCCUCUUCAUCAGCUUAUCCUUCACUUCAGCCACAACGCCCUCACAGAGAGAAGUUUCUUGGAAGAAGAUUCGUUGUAUAUUGCGUAUGCAGACAUGAUGGCAAAGAGUUGUGCAGAGGAUGAAGAGGAGGAAGAAGAGGAAGAGGGGAAAGAGAAGACAUUUGAGGAGAAGGAGAUGGAGAAACAGAAGAUCUUGUACCAGCAGGCCAGGCUCCACGCCCGCGGGGCUGCUGAGAUGGUGCUACAGAUGAUCAGCGCCAGUAAAGGUCGACUAGGUCCUAUGGUGACCUGCACCCUCAAACUGGGCAUCUCCAUCCUCAACGGAGGCAACGUGCUGGUCCAGCAGAAAAUGCUGGAUUAUCUGAAAGAGAAAAGAGAUGCAGGCUUUUUCAAGAGUUUGUCAGGCCUCAUGCAGUCCUGCAGUGUCCUGGACUUAAAUGCCUUUGAGAGACAGAACAAAGCGGAAGGUCUGGGGAUGGUGACAGAUGAAGGAUCCUGUUCCAAAGUGCUGACGAAUGAUGACUUCACCAAAGAUCUCUUCAGGUUUUUACAACUGCUCUGUGAGGGGCACAAUGGGGAUUUCCAAAACUUCCUGAGAACACAAACAGGAAACACGUUGACAGUCAACAUUAUCAUCAGCACAGUGGACUACCUGCUACGGCUUCAGGAAUCUAUCAGUGACUUCUACUGGUAUUAUUCUGGGAAAGACAUUAUCGACGAGGCAGGGCAGGUCAACUUCUCCAAAGCCUUAGCUGUCGCAAAGCAGAUCUUCAACUCGCUCACUGAGUACAUCCAGGGCCCAUGUAUUGGGAACCAGCAGAGUCUGGCCCACAGCAGACUGUGGGAUGCGGUGGUGGGAUUCCUGCAUGUGUUUGCCAACAUGCAGAUGAAGCUGUCCCAGGACUCGUGUCAGAUUGAGCUGCUGAAGGAGUUGAUGGAUCUUCAGCAGGACAUGGUGGUGAUGAUGCUGUCACUGCUGGAGGGCAACGUGGUGAAUGGAACGAUUGGAAAGCAGAUGGUGGACACUCUGGUGGAGUCCUCCAGCAACGUAGAGAUGAUCCUCAAGUUCUUCGACAUGUUCCUCAAGAUCAAGGACCUGACCACCUCUGACAACUUCAGGGAGUACGACCCCGAGAACAAGGGGGUCAUCUCCAAAAAAGAUUUCCAGAAGUCCAUGGAGAACCAGAAGCAAUACACCCAGUCGGAGAUUGAGUUCCUCCUCUCCUGCGCCGAGGCCGACGAGAAUGACAUGUUCAACUACGAGGAGUUUGUGGAGCGGUUCCACGAGCCGGCCAAAGACAUCGGCUUCAACAUAGCUGUGCUGCUCACUAACCUCUCUGAGCACAUGCCUCACGACCCCCGUCUGGCCACCUUCCUGGAACCAGCUGAGAGCGUGCUGAACUACUUCGAGCCGUACCUGGGCCGCAUCGAGAUCAUGGGCGGAGGGAAGCGCAUCGAGAGGGUCUACUUUGAGAUCAGCGAGUCCAGCCGCACGCAGUGGGAGAAGCCACAGGUCAAAGAGUCCAAGAGACAGUUCAUCUUCGACGUGGUCAACGAGGGUGGAGAGAGCGAGAAGAUGGAGAUGUUUGUGAACUUCUGCGAAGACACCAUCUUUGAGAUGCAGCUGGCGUCUCAGAUCUCGGAGCCAGAAGUGGCGGAACGCCCGGAGGAGGAAGAGGAGGAGGUGCACAACUUGCUAGAAGAGCUGGCUGAGCAAGAGGAGGAGAGAGAGUUGGAGGCUUCCUCGGCUUUCACCAUGGUCUGUGUCGCCGCCAAGAAGAAGAUCUCCAACUUCCGACAGAUGCUGACCUUCAAGACCCUCAAGAAGCAGUACAAGAAGACCAAGAAGCUGAGCAUGAAGGAGGUGAUCAUUGGGUUCUUCUCCUUUUUCUGGAUGCUCUUCGCAGGGUUCUUCAAGGGGAUCUACAGCCUCAUCUUCGGAUUCUUCCACCUCAUAUGGUCAUCCAUGUUCGGAGGCGGCCUCGUCGAAGGAGCCAAGAACAUGAAGGUGACAGACAUCUUGGGCAACAUGCCUGACCCCACCCAGUUCGGUAUCCAUGGCGACGUGUUGGAGACGGAAAAGGUGGAGGUGGGUGAUUCUGUGUCGGGCGGGACAGACCAGGCCAUCAAACCGUCGGACAAGGCAGAGCAGGACAUCUUGAUGGAGAUGAUUAAUCCCACGCCAAAGAAAGGGGAAGGGUUAAAACACGUUGAUCCUGGACUGGGAGACGUCUCUGAGACUCCUGAGACCACCGCCACUGUGGAGAAGAAGAAAGCUGCUUCUGAACCAAUGGAGUUGGAACCAGAGAAAGCAGACACAGAGAAGAAGGAAAAGGAAGACAAGGUCAAGGCGGAGCAGCCUAAAGAGGAAGUGGCUCAGGAUAAGCCCAUUCCCAAGUCCAGAAACAGCCAAUCAAAGGAGGCUCCUACUUCCUUCUUUGCCAGCUUCUUGGCUGGGCUGGAGGUCUACCAGGCCAAGAUGCUGAACACGUUGGCUCGGAACUUCUACAACAUGCGUUUCCUGGCUCUGUUUGUGGCAUUUGCCAUCAACUUCAUUCUACUGUUCUACAAGGUGACUGCUGCUGAGGAUGAUGAGGAUGACUCUUGGACUAGUUCUGAUGACGAUGAUGAUGAAGGUGGCGAGGAGUACUUUGUCCUGGAGGAGAGUACAGGCUACAUGGCUCCUAUUCUGUGUUUCCUGGCUGUGUUCCACACUGCCCUCUCUAUCCUCUGUUUGGUUGGCUACUACUUUCUCAAAGUGCCUCUGGUGGUGUUUAAGAGAGAGAAGGGGAUCGCCAGGCUGUUGGAGUUUGAAGGUCUCUACAUCACAGAGCAGCCGGCAGACGAUGACAUCACGGGCCAGUGGGACCGCCUCGUCAUCAACACCCCAUCCUUCCCCAAUAACUACUGGGACAAGUUUAUCAAACGAAAGGUCAUUAAUAAGUAUGGAGACCUGUAUGGAGCUGAGCGGAUAGCUGAGCUGUUGGGUCUGGAUAAGAGCGCCCUGGACUUCGACCCGACUCAGGAGACCGUGGUGGAGGCAGCUUCUCUUGUAUCCUGGUUGAGCUCUAUCGACACCAAGUACCACAUCUGGAAAAUGGGAGUGGUGCUGACUGAUAACUCGUUCCUGUACCUGAUCUGGUACGCCACCAUGUCCAUCCUGGGGCACUAUAACAACUUCUUCUUCGCUGCCCAUCUGCUGGACAUCGCCAUGGGCUUCAAGACCCUCCGGACCAUCCUGUCCUCCGUCACUCACAACGGAAAACAGUUGGUGCUGACUGUAGGUCUGUUGGCGGUGGUGGUGUAUCUGUACACUGUAGUGGCCUUCAACUUCUUCAGAAAGUUCUACAACAAGAGCGAGGACGAGGACGCACCUGACAUGAAGUGUGACGACAUGAUGACUUGCUAUCUGUUCCACCUGUACGCGGGGGUGAGGGCCGGCGGUGGUAUCGGUGAUGAGCUCGAGGACCCGGCCGGAGACCCCUACGAGCUGUGGCGUAUCCUCUUCGACAUCACCUUCUUCUUCUUCGUCAUCGUCAUCCUCCUGGCCAUCAUUCAGGGUUUGAUUAUUGAUGCGUUUGGGGAACUGAGAGACCAGCAGGAGCAGGUGAAGGAGGAUAUGGAGACUAAAUGCUUCAUCUGUGGAAUUGGAAACGACUACUUUGACACGACACCCCACGGCUUUGAGACCCACACCUUACAAGAACACAACCUGGCCAACUACCUCUUCUUCCUGAUGUACCUCAUCAACAAGGACGAGACUGAACACACUGGUCAGGAGUCGUAUGUGUGGAAGAUGUAUCAGGAGAGAUGCUGGGACUUCUUCCCUGCUGGGGACUGUUUCAGGAAGCAGUAUGAGGACCUGCUUGGGUAGAGAGGACAUCUAACACUACCCAGCUACUCUCCAACCCUACCUUGAUAGAGAGAACACCUAAAACUACAUUAGCUAGCUACCCUACCUGUGUAGAGAGGACACUUCCCAUUUACCGUAAAGCACUGUCUGUAUUUGAGAGACAAGUCUACUCACAAACCCUACAUCCUAUCUGAGGCAGCCUUCUUCCAUCACUUCAACAACAUUUAAUGGAUAGAGGACACCAGAACACUACCCUACAACACUAUCUGGGUAGAGAGGACACCAGAACACUACCCUACAACACUAUCUGGGUAGAGAGGACACCAGAACACUACCCUACAACACUAUCUGGGUAGAGAGGACACCAGAACACUACCCUACAACACUAUCUGGGUAGAGAGGACACCAGAACACUACCCUACAACACUAUCUGGGUAGAGAGGACACCAGAACACUACCCUACAACACUAUCUGGGUAGAGAGGACACCAGAACACUACCCUACAACACUAUCUGGGUAGAGAGGACACCAGAACACUACCCUACAACACUAUCUGGGUAGAGGACACCAGAACACUACCCUACAACACUAUCUGGGUAGAGAGGACACCAGAACACUACCCUACAACACUAUCUGGGUAGAGAGGACACCAGAACACUACCCUACAACACUAUCUGGGUAGAGGACACCAGAACACCAUCCAGCUACCCUACAACACUGUCUGGGUAGAGAGGACACCAGAACACCAUCCAGCUACCCUACAACACUAUCUGGGUAGAGGACACCAGAACACUACCCUACAACACUAUCUGGGUAGAGAGGACACCAGAACACUACCCUACAACACUAUCUGGGUAGAGAGGACACCAGAACACUACCCUACAACACUAUCUGGGUAGAGAGGACACCAGAACACUACCCUACAACACUAUCUGGGUAGAGAGGACACCAGAACACCACCCAGCUACCCUACAACACUAUCUGGGUAGAGGACACCAGAACACCACCCUACAACACUAUCUGGGUAGAGAGGACACCACACCACCACCCAGCUACCCUACAACACUAUCUGGGUAGAGGACACCAGAACACCACCCUACAACACUAUCUGGGUAGAGAGGACACCACACCACCACCCAGCUACCCUACAACACUAUCUGGUAAAGACUAACUCACUUGAACCUUUAAUGGAACAUGACAUCUAGCUCCACUUAGCUCUUCUGCUGCCAUUGUAUCCAUCAUACAGUAUCACCUAAUGAACUGGCCAGCCACUACUGAGGAGAGACCGAGGUUGAUGAAGACGAUGACUGGACUUGGUGUUUGAAUUUUCAUUGUGAAGAUGGGUCACGUCAACACCUUGUUUGCUCUUUGAACGCAAAUGGUUAUAUUCAUUUGAUUUGUUAUGAUGACACGUUACCCCUUUCACUUGCUUACCCCCCAAAACUGUGGCACAAUGUGUGUUGUGUGGUAGAGUGGAGACAUUGAUAUAUGUAGGGUUACAGCUUGAGGAGUGAUUGAAUGUAACAAGCCAUGAGAUUAAUACCCAAGAUAUUAACCAAAACACAAGAUAUUACCUGAGAACCAAAACGCUACAAUGUGAAUUGUGGUGGUGAUAAUAAUGAAACUUGACUAGAAAUUAAAUUAGACCUAAUUCUACCUUUUAUUGAACUUGGUUCUGAAUCUAAUUAGCUUGGUGAUGAGAUGAGGAAUUUAAAAAAGGGGUCCCUCAAGGGUCAGUCUUGAGCCCAUUAUAGGUGUUUAUAAAGUGCCAAUGUGCCUUAAAAUGAGAACUUGACACCCUUCGUGCUCUAGGUUGUGGAUUAGAAUUACCUAGCUACAGUAGGGAUAGCUUUUUAGAAGAAAAAAUAUAUAUCUAGAUACCCAUUGUGUAAUUGUUGCUCAGUUUGGAUUUGUUCCCAAACUACAGUGUCCCUUGUCUGCCUGUACACCUUUCUUUCCAUAGUAGAAAUUACACGCUGAGGAAAAAACAUAAUUCAGAAUUUAUUGAACAGUGAACUGCUAUUGUAUGGCCAUUUAUAUGUAGUAGCUUUGGGAAACCUGCAUUUCUUUUUGAGAAGGAAAGAAGGGGGGGGAUGGAAAUGAAUAAAUUAACCAAUGCAAUAAACCAUGUCUGUAUUCCA
Oncorhynchus masou masou (cherry salmon) is the source of this 16925-nucleotide messenger RNA. Its product is annotated as ryanodine receptor 3-like. Lineage: Eukaryota; Metazoa; Chordata; Actinopteri; Salmoniformes; Salmonidae. Gene Ontology annotation, cellular component: sarcolemma; Z disc; sarcoplasmic reticulum membrane. The record is from RefSeq and is a predicted model, not a curated record. Bases 250 to 14805 code for a protein of 4851 amino acids. The transcript has 111 exons. Gene Ontology annotation, molecular function: protein binding; ryanodine-sensitive calcium-release channel activity; calcium ion binding. Gene Ontology annotation, biological process: striated muscle contraction; release of sequestered calcium ion into cytosol by sarcoplasmic reticulum; intracellular calcium ion homeostasis.